Messenger RNA from Sipha flava (yellow sugarcane aphid), 2324 nucleotides. Its product is annotated as caldesmon-like. Lineage: Eukaryota; Metazoa; Arthropoda; Insecta; Hemiptera; Aphididae. The transcript has 6 exons. The coding region runs from base 183 to 2141 and encodes 652 amino acids. The record is from RefSeq and is a predicted model, not a curated record.
UACAUAUAUACAUUAAUAUAUAUAACUCUAUUUUAUUUAAAGCAUUUUAGUGUCUACAGAGCUUUAGCAUCAGACAUUAACCACCAUCGCGGCUCGACAGUUUAUCCCGCAUCACACGAUCUCCUCAGUCAAGAAGCCUUUUCCGAGCAGUCAAGUACCUCACGUUUCAACGAAGCACAAACAUGGUCUAUUCAUCAGACUUCUACACUUCCCGUAGACCGGCGUACUACAAACCGGGCAGUUCUUACUCAGUCACCCCACUGUACUCGUCCGAUGGCUAUGAUUUGCCACCUACUUAUUACAAGGCGCAUCAAGUUUAUCAGACGUGUACUACACCUACGCCAUUUAUUCUGACACCUUCAUUAUCAACCGGAAAACCAUCUCCAAAUGUUUUACCAUAUAAUGGUUAUCCUUAUACGCACCAUCAGUACGUACCAUUACAUAGAAGAUCCGGAGCUACAAUUCAUGGUGUUUUAGAUAGGAUAGAACAUCGUCCAAGAUCUCAUCCAUCAUAUGAUCCUACUGACGAGUAUCUGAACUCAAGAAGUUCUACUACCUUUAAUGAUGUUACGAGGGAUAUUAGGGCGCAAACUGCUGGAUUGCUUAAACAGGUUUACACUCCUACGAUAAGACCCAAAUUAUCCUCAGUAUCUAAUGGAUAUAGUGAAUUACCUAUAUCACAACGGAUAGAAUCUGAUGCUUAUAUUGAAAAAAUUCUUGCUGACUCAGAUUCAUAUCGUCGUGAUAACAACAUUGGUAAGGGACAUUUGGCUUGUGUAUCAUACGCUGGAGGAAAAGCAUAUCCAAGAAGAAGACCACAUUUGUCAAAAGAAGUUGAUGACAACAUAACUAUGUUAUCUUAUUACAAUAAAACAAGAGAAGCUGCAGCAGCAUCUUCAUCACACCCAACGAAUAAAAAUAAACUGAAUAAAAAUGAGCCAGCCCAAACAGUUAUUAGUAAAAAUUUAGAAUCCGAAAACGAAUCAGCCGAAUUAGUUCGAUUAUCUGCGGCAAAAAAAGCAGCAGAAAAGGAAGCAGCUCUAGCAGCUAAAAAAAUAGCAGAUGAACUAGCUGCCAAAGAAGAAUCAAAAGAAGUAGCUAAAUUGGCCGCCAAAAAGGAAGCAGAUGAAGCGGCCAAAAAGUCUGCUGCUGAAAAUGAAGCAGCUAGAUUAGAAGCUGAAAAGGAAGAAGCUAGGUUAGCAGCUGAAGAGGAAGCUGCUAGGAUAGCAGCUGAAGAGGAGGCUGCUAAGAAAAUAGCUGAAGAGGAGGCUGCUAGGAUAGCAGCUGAAGAGGAAGCAACUAGGUUAGCAGCUGAAGAGGAAGCAGCUAAGUUAGAAGCUGAAGAGGAAGCAACUAGGUUAGCAACUGAAGAGAAAUCAGCUGGAUUAGAAGCUGCUAGGAUAGCAGCUGAAGAAGAGGCUGCUAGGAUAGCAGCUGAAGAGGAAGCUGCUAGGAUAGCAGCUGAAGAGGAGGCUGCUAAGAAAAUAGCUGAAGAGGAGGCUGCUAGGAUAGCAGCUGAAGAGGAAGCAACUAGGUUAGCAGCUGAAGAGGAAGCAGCUAAGUUAGAAGCUGAAGAGGAAGCAACUAGGUUAGCAACUGAAGAGAAAUCAGCUGGAUUAGAAGUUGAAGAAGAAGAAGAAGAAGAAGAAGAAGUAAAAAAUACUAGAACUGAAGAAACUCAAUUGAAAAUAAAAAAAGAAGUCGAAGAAACUGAAAAUAACUUACAAGAAGAUAGUGAAAUUACAAGUAAGAAUAAAGUUGAAGAAUCUGAACAGCAAAUAGAUUCAAUUGAAUGUCCAGUUAAAGAUGUUGAAUCUUACGAUCAAGAAACAAAUGCUGCUGCGACUGAAGAAUCAUUUUCUACGACUACCUCAACUGAAAUAAUUAAUGAAGAAGAUGGCGGAGUAAAAACUACAGCAAUAUUUCAAAGUACAAUAAAAAAAACUACAACCAUUACAAGUAGUACCUCUAUAACAUCUGAAAAUGAGGAUAAUAUUCAAUCAACAGUCGAAAUACAAGAAGUAGUUGAAGAGGAUGACGAAGAUGAACCAGAUUCUGAGCAUCAAGAUGUGGCUCAAGCAGAAGGACAAGAAUCUGAAGAAGAAGAUGAAUCUGAAGAAGAAGAAUCUGAAGAAGAAUAAAAUUAUUAUAUAAUUCUAAUUUAUUUAUUUAUAUUAUUUAUUUAAAAAUUAAUCUUUUUAUAGGUAUUAAUAAUUUGAUUAGAUUAAGUUUCUAUAGUGUUUUAAUAACACCGCAUCAACAUUCAACAUUAUUCAUUAUAGACAUAAAACUUGGCAUUUAAAUAGUGUUAAUAAAUAAUAUUU